CGUUUCAAUAAGCAAAUCAGAAGGAACGUUCGUGCAUGACGCAUCAUACUGAUGAUUCACACGGUACCUGAAGUUCAAAGAAACAGAAAAUCGGAAUACAAAAUUUCUCCAAAAGAGGAAACAAACUCCAAAAAGCUAAAAACUCUAUCGAAUUGAUCAUCAUCUUCAUCUUCAUCUUCAUCAACAAUGUUUUCUAGAUUAUUUCAGAAAUCAUCACCGCAACAAUCUCCCCAGCGCGACGUUGAGCAACAGAACGUGGUGAAAAGUAGUAAUUCCUCGGUGAAUUUUAAUCCGCGAGUAGUUCUUCACUAUGGAGUUCCAUCGACUGCGACUAUCCUUGCGUUUGAUCGCGUUCAACGUCUUUUGGCAGUGGGAACACUUGAUGGUAGGAUAAAAGUAUUUGGUGGUGACAAUAUUGAAGGGAUUAUGAUCUCUCCUAAGCAAACAUCCUUCAAGAAUUUAGAGUUCUUGGAAAAUCAAGGUUUUCUUGCUAGCGUUUCAAGUGAUAAUGAAGUUCAGGUUUGGGAUUUGAGAAACAGGCAAAUUGCUUCUGCUUUGCAAUGGGAAUCCAUCAUAACUUCUUUCUCUAUUAUUUUCGGCACCAGUUACAUGUUAGUUGGAACUGAGCAUGGGUUAGUGUAUUUGUUAAAGUUUGAUUCGCAAGACAGAAAAGUUAAAAUUUUACCUUAUUAUGUCCCCACAAAUGUUAUAUCAGAAGCAGUUGGAAUGUCACUUGAUCAUGUUUCAGUUGUCAGAGUUCUCCUUCAACCUUGUUCUGAUGGGAAGAGACUGUUGGUCGCAUAUGAGAAUGGUAUGAUGGUACUCUGGGAUGCUUCAGAAGAUCGAAUUGUUCUCACCAGAGGCCACAUGAACAUCGAAUUGAAGACAAAGAAAGUGGCUUGUUAUUCAAGUGAUCCUAAGGAUGAACAUUCUGAUGAUAAAUUAGAACUUGAAGAAGAUAAGGAGAUAAGCUCUGUUUCUUGGGCAUCUAAAGAUGGAUCUGUUGUCGUCGUUGGUUAUGUAGAUGGUGAUAUAAUGUUGUGGGAUUUAUCAACGGCUGACUCUCCAAUAGAUCAAGAAGAUAAAAAAAUGUCAAAUAAUGUUGUCAAGCUUCAAUUAUCAUCUGCAGAUAGAAGGCUUCCUAUUAUUGUUCUACACUGGCGUGCCAAUGGACCUUUGAAUAGCAGUGGUGGUGAGCUUUUUGUCUACGGUGGUGAUGAAAUUGGGUCUGAUGAAGUUCUGACAGUUUUGAGCAUUGAUUGGUCUUGUGGGAUAGAAAAUCUCAAGUGCACUGGCCGCAUUGAUGUUGCACUUCGUGGUUCUUUUGCUGAUAUGGUUUUGUUGUCUAGUGAUUGCCAUACAGAGGAAGCUUGUAAUAUGCUACUUGUAUUGACAAAUCCUGGACAACUGGAUCUGUACGACAAUAAUUGUUUAUCCUCUUUGAUGUCUCAACAACACAAGAAGACUUCUUCUCCCAUAAUGCAAUAUCCCAUCGUCGUUCCCACUCUUGAACCGCAGAUGACAACAGCAAGGCUUGAUGUUGUAUGCCGAGAUGUGAAGUCAUUUAGGGCCCUGUCUGAGAUUAUUGUAGCUGCAAAGCAGCAUUCAGGACAAAAUCAGAGAAGUGAAGAGAUAAAGUGGCCUUUGAUUGGUGGUGUUCCAGGCCAGCUUUUCAAGGAAGACCAUCUUAUCAUUCAAAUAUACAUAGCAGGUUACCAAGAUGGAUCUGUUAGGAUAUGGGAUGCUUCAUAUCCUGCUUUGUCACUUGUUUACAACAUAAAAUCUGAGGUAAAUGAUGUUAAAAUGGGCACUGCAAGUUCGCCAGUGUCAGCAUUGGAAUUUUUUCCUGACACUCUACAUCUGGCUGUUGGCGAUGAAAGUGGCGUUGUUCGUCUAUAUGGGCUAAUAAGGAGUUCAGAUGACACAACUUUGAAUUUCGUGACAGAAAAUGGAACUGAAGUUCAUAAUGUUAAUCAAGGGAAUGGGCCACAUUGCAAAGCAGUGUUUUCACUUCAAAAUUCUGCUGUAUGUGGGCUACAGUUUGCAAAUCUUGGAGGGAAGCUUGCUGUUGGAUAUGAACAUGGGCAGGUGGCCAUGCUUGAUAUCAGUACAUCAUCAAUUCUGUUUCUUACAAGUACUGAAUCUGACACAUAUUCAGCAGUAGUUUCUCUAAAUGCAAAAUUUUCAGACGCUUCUAGCUUAAACAUUCCACAGGAAUCGGUGUCUGAUAUUUCUGACAACUCUAGGAAGGGGUUACUCUUCGUUAUGACAAGGGAUGCACAAUUUGUUGCAGUAGAUACUGAAACAGGGAAUGUGGUUUGUAAUAGGACAAUGAGCCCAAAAGUAAAGUCAAAUGCAAUUUCAUUGCACCUUAUAGAUAGUACUUCUGAACUAUCUGCUGAAAAACUGCAAUCCCACUCGCCUCAGAAGAAUGAUUCUGGAAUGCAAGCAAACAUUCAAUCUGAAAAUACACAAGUUAAAGAUGAAACUACUACCAUAGAAAAUUCAUAUUUUGGGCAGAUAGCAUUGAACUCACUCCUGUUACUUUGUUAUGAGAGUGAAUUGAGCUUACACUCUUUAAAUUUUGUGAUUGAGGGUAGUAAUAAGUACUUACGGAAGGUGAACCUUAUACAACAAUGCUGCUGGACUACUAUCUUUAAAAAAGAUGAUAAAGAAUGUGUUCUGGUUGUUCUGUACCAAACUGGAGACAUUGAAUUAAGGUCCUUACCAACUCUGGAAGUCUUGGGAGAAAUCUCUUUAAUUUCGAUCCUAAGAUGGAACAUGAAGACCGACAUGGAGAAGACAAUAUGUUCCUCAUCAAAUGGACAAAUAAUUCUGGUCAAUGGGAAUGAAGCUGCUUUCUUGUUACUGUUGACAUGUGAAAAUGAGCUCUGGAUUCCAGAGUCUUUUCCUUGUCUUCAUGAUGAAGUUCUUGCAGCUGCAGUAGAUGUUACUGCAAGCCUAUCUCCAAACCAAAAUGAAAGACAGGGAGCACCUGCUAUCUUUCUUAAUAUAGCCAAGAACUUCAAAGUGAGGAAAGCUGAUCACAAUACAGAUCAAGCAGUUCAUAAUAAUUAUUUGGAAAAUUUAGACCGAUGUUUCUCGAGUCCUCCUUUCUUAAAGCCUUCUUCAGGCACAGAAUAUGGGCAGGAUGCUUUUGAGCUUGACAUAGAUGAAAUCCAUAUUGAUGAACCUUUGGCCUUUACAUCUCCUCAGAAAAUCAUAAUUGACAAGAAAGAAAAAGCAAAAGAAACAGACAGACAGAAGUUACUUGAGGAGUCAACCACCGACUCAAAACCUAAAGCUAGAACAGCUGAAGAAAUUAAGGCUAAAUACAGAAAGACCGGGGAUGCCUCAGCAGCAGCUGCACUUGCAAGGGAUAAGCUCGUAGAGCGGCAACAAAAACUUGAGAUGCUCAACCAACGUACUGAAGAGUUGCAGAACGGUGCACAAGACUUUGCAUCCAUGGCAAGUGAACUUGCUAAACGAAUGGAAAAUCGUAAAUGGUGGCAGCUAUAAGGUUGCAUGAUUUCUUAUAUUCAUCGUCAGGUUCUGCUGUGCUCCUUAGCAGUUGAAAUUCUGUCUACACUUUGGCCUCUCAUUUUGAAAGGUAGCUCUGAUUCCUUUUCGUCUGUACGCAUGUUAGUGUAACUUUUUAUCUGUUAAAGUGUAAUUUUAUUGUUAUCGUCAUAUUAUUAUGUACAGCACAUUAUUUUGUAUAUAUCAGCCUCAAUAAGUUGAGCAUGUAAAGGUAUGUUAGGAUCUGUUUAAAUCACCAAGAACUGCAUAGGACCGAGAAUUUCAAUAGUAUUUCUAAGGAUUACACUAUAACAAUCAUAUUUGUUGAUCAAACUAUGGCCAUAUUUCAUUUUUAAUAGUUUUACUAGAGUAAAUUAUUGAGAUGCA
Messenger RNA from Cicer arietinum (chickpea), 3906 nucleotides. RefSeq lists its product as uncharacterized. Gene Ontology annotation, molecular function: syntaxin binding; GTPase activator activity; myosin II binding. Gene Ontology annotation, cellular component: cytoplasm; plasma membrane. NCBI's taxonomy places the organism in Eukaryota, Viridiplantae, Streptophyta, Magnoliopsida, Fabales, Fabaceae. Gene Ontology annotation, biological process: exocytosis; Golgi to plasma membrane transport. The record is from RefSeq and is a predicted model, not a curated record.